Baudoinia panamericana UAMH 10762 is the source of this 633-nucleotide messenger RNA. RefSeq lists its product as uncharacterized. The coding region runs from base 105 to 497 and encodes 130 amino acids. The record is from RefSeq and is a predicted model, not a curated record. NCBI's taxonomy places the organism in Eukaryota, Fungi, Ascomycota, Dothideomycetes, Mycosphaerellales, Teratosphaeriaceae. The transcript has a single exon.
CGCUCUCACACAGAGGCCGAUGCAGCGAAGAUACCGCUGACGCCCACCGCAUCUCGAACAUUUCUCAUUACGUAGGCUGCUGUUGCUUGCUGAGAGCAUACCACAUGACUGACGAGUGGCAUGAUAGCCCUAACGAGGCCAAUGCAGUGACUGUUCCAGUCAACGCUGGCGUUACUGCCGACACUGUCCGACAGGAACUCGUCAUUCUCGCGACGGUCAUGAAUGCCGGAGUGCCGCAAGGGUUCGACAAGUACAUGUGCAACGCCAACGGCACAGUUACGGUCGACUACGUGCAGACGGACUUCGUCGCGCUGCCCAUGUCACAAGUUCGCGAAAUUCACAGCUUCGAUGACAGCACCUGUCAGAUCUCCAAGAUCGUCGGCUAUGUUCAUGGACCACUCACAGUGGUGACCGCCGGUCUCAACGUCACUGACAUCGUUAGUGAGUUGAAGGCUGGGGAGAGCGUUACCCAGAUACUCAGUGCUCUUGGCCAUUGAUGGGUCAGGUAGCGUACCGCUACCAUGUGAAAGUAUUGACCCUUGACUUCGAGACUCACAGUAAAGCCUAUUACCCAUUUGCAAGCGCAGCAGAACCAGACAGAACAGGUCCUGAGUCAUGUCAAUGAAGUGAUGU